UUGCCAAUCACUAUGGAAUUUUCAAACUUGUAUAUUCUAUGUAUUUAAGAUAAUAUUAAAGAGUAUUUGAAUAUUAUUUGUUUGCUUUGUAUUAUGGCAAUCUUUAAUUAUACGUCCAUGUAUUUGGUCUUCAUUUAUAUUUUUCUUCAGAGAGAUUUACUCAAUAAAGGUUGUUGGUAUUAUUCGUUAAAAGUUUGUGAUGAUAUUAUUUUUCAUUGAAAAAAUGGAAAGUGCUUACUUUAACAGAUAUGUCAUUUCAUAUUUAAGCCGUUUAUCAUGGCAUCUAAGAUUUCCGUAAUAGAAAAGUACAAAUAUCAAAGAAACAGAUAUUUUACUCACUGACGCCGUGAAAAAUGAAGACUGACAUCGCAGUCCAAACACGGUAAUGUUAGCACACACUUUCGCUAAUGUAUCAUCUUUUCAAAGUAAUCCACGCGAGACCGAAAAACAUACAAUGAUCGGAAACCUGUCCCCGACGUCAUACUGCCUAUAGACCGUCCUUUGAGCCGAGAUAAAAUAAUGAUCGAUUUAAUACACACCUUAAAUCUACGUUUCCGAGGAAAGAGAGCGAUCCCAUGUGAUGCGUUCUUUAUUGCGCCAUAUUACAAGCAGAGACGAUAGGAAAUUAUCUGUGAAAGGGAAAUCGUCGUUGGUUUCAAGUCUUCGCCAGAGCCUGGAGGACGUGGUAUACUGGAAGAAGGUGUUGAAAACCUCUAUAGAGUCAUUAGCAACCAAUGCAUUUUUUUCAUUUACGAUGAAAAAUGUUUCAGUGAUAUGAAACAUACACGCGCAAGAAUUGAUUCUACGAGCAGAAUUUGUCGUUGAAUACCAAAAUAGAAUUUCUUCUACAAUAAUAUAAUAACGAGAAGAUUAGCGCUUUAAAAUGGUCCGUGAGACAAAAGGAAAGUUUUACAUACAGUUCCUAGCUCCUUUCUUCAUCAUAUUGUUGUCUCGGGGAGAAUCUUCGGAAGUCAGAUCGGGACUGUUUCGCAUCAAGACAGCGGUGAGAGUAACCGACAGCGUCAUUUCGGCGACGACGGCCCCGAGUUUUAUCGUCUGCGCCUCAAAAUGUGUGAACAUGGCAGAGUGCUCGUCGUAUAAUUUUAACAUGGACAGCGGCGUUUGUGAGCUGAGCUCGAAGAUGGUGGACUUUGAAAAUAUCGCUGCAUAUCCUGCUGACGCUGUAUGGAAAGCCGGUGCUGUGAAGGACUGCACCAAAAAGAUCCCGUACCCGCUGGAUCCAUGUACCUCCAGUCCGUGUCUGAACAAUGGGUUCUGUUCCUCCACGGGGUGUAACAGGGGGUUCAUCUGCUCCUGUAGUCCGGGGUGGACCGGUGAUGCUUGUGAUGAAGUUUCAGGAAAAGACUGCGCAGAGCUUUACCUAAAUGGGCAGACGACAGAUGGAAUAUAUACCAUUAGUCCGAUAGAUGGCGGUUCAUCAGUUCAAGUUGUAUGUGAUAUGACCACAGCCGGGGGUGGAUGGACGGUCUUUCAACGCCGUUACGACGGAAGCGUUCACUUCAACACCACCAUUGAUGAUUAUAGAAAUGGAUUUGGUGAUUUAAAUACAGAGUUUUGGCUGGGCAACAACAACCUCCACCGCCUGACAAACCAAGCCGACCAAGAGCUGUAUAUCCACAUGGAGUGUUUUAACGGGUCUGUGGGCUGGGCGCUUUAUGACUUCUUCAAAGUGGAUGACCAGAGCAACUGGUACAACUUGACCCUUGGUCUCUACAGUAACGGGACUGCAGACGAUUCCUUAAGCACUCACAACUACGCUCCGUUCACAAACACAGAUCUGUCCUACCCGGCGGCGCUGUUUCCGUGUAAUUUAUACUACGGGGGCGGCUGGUGGUACCCCACGGGCAGCGGCUGUCUGACUGCCAACCUUAACGGAUGGUACCGACCUUCACCGGGAACACACGAUGACGCUGGGAAAGGAAUCAACUGGGAGACGUUUACGGGGUAUAAGUACUCGUUGAAGGCCACGAAAAUGAUGAUAAGGCCCAAGGACUUUAAUUGAGCUUGAAAAGGAUGCACUGAUUGAUAGGACGCGCACGCACGAAUUCAUUUGGGCACUGAUACAACUUUUAGACUGUUAUGUGAGAGAUGAUGAUGUAAAUAAUCUUGAAUCCGCAAUGUUUUGACAGUGAAAAAAAUUUUCCAUGAUUGCUAUUUUUCUUUUUUCUAAUUCAUGAUACCACUUUAUUCAGACUACGUGUAGCUGUUACAAGACUCAAAAAGUACUUCCAUUCGAGCGAUAGCAAAAGUGUUAUUUCAAUGGCGGAAACAACUUUAUCUUGGCACUUUAGAUUUAGAUAUAUAUAUGAAUUACAUCCAUUUAUAAUUACUUACUAGUUGAUUAUUUUAUAAUCUAAUCAUUUUCAUCUUUUAUCUUUAACGUUUAAGCAAUGGGGAACCUAGGAUUAUUUAGGAGCAGUGAAAUAUCAAUGUUUUGGAUCAUCUCUUUUUUAUUUUAAUACUCCCCAUGGACAAAGCUUUCGUACAAAACACUGUAGAAACAUAUUACCAUUUUGUUGCUGUGUAAUUGUUGUGUAUUUUUCUGUGAAGAAGUGCCAAACGAAAGCAUUAUGAAAUGAAUUCCUUUCCUGUCAUGGUAUGGAUAAAAUUCAAAGGUGUUUCGCUUAUUUCCUUUCAUAUAUAUUCCAUACUAACAUUAACUAGGAUUUUUGAUCUCAGUACUCGGAUAUAUUGUGUGUGUGUGUGUGUGUGUGUGUGAGAGAGAGAGAGAGAGAGAGAGAGAGAGAGAGAUUGUAAUCAAUAUUAUUGUAAGUAAUAGGCCCCUAUCUACCAGUAAAGCUUAUAAACAAAAGCGCGUUGUACUUUCCGACUAUAUAUCCCGUUUAUAAUAGCAUCUCUGACAGAAAGCUAAUUAAUACUCACUUUACCUUCUGAUUCCUAGUGUUUGUCAUGAUAUUUAUUAGCAUUAUUUGCAUUUACAGUCUUCACCUUGAGUAAAAUAAACACUGACUGAGCUUUAAAGCUAAGUUUUUUCAAUCAAUUAGACAUACUGAGUACAUCCAAAUUAAUUUCGAUUUUUUUA
Messenger RNA from Lingula anatina, 3064 nucleotides. Its product is annotated as ficolin-3. Lineage: Eukaryota; Metazoa; Brachiopoda; Lingulata; Lingulida; Lingulidae. The record is from RefSeq and is a predicted model, not a curated record.